CACACGCCCUAUUGGGUUAUUGCGCAUGUCGCGCAUGCGCGAUGCACAAUGUUUUGAUCCGCAGAGCUGUCCACAUGCAGGGGCUGGUGGACUGCCACUGUCAUAUCUCUUCGAAGGACUUUGACAAGGAUAUCGAGGAAGUGAUCGCCCGUUCAAAACAGGCUGGAUUGCUGGGGAUUUUAGCUGUGGCCGAACAUCACGGAGAAUUUGACAAGAUCAUAGAGUUGUCACAGAGAUUUCCUGGGUUUAUCUUCCCGUGUUUGGGAGUCCAUCCUGUCCAGCAGACCGUCCCGACUGUACAGAGAUGCGUCUCGCUUCAGGAUCUUGAUGCUGCUUUGCCACUCAUAGAAAAAUAUGAAGAACACUUGGUUGCAAUCGGAGAGGUGGGGCUCGAUUUUACACCCAGGUUUGUGAGCGAGGAGGGGGCCAAAGACAUCCAGAGACAGGUCCUUGUUCGUCAGGCUGAGCUGGCCAAGCGACUGGACCUCCCACUAAACGUCCAUUCGAGAUCUGCAGGAAGACCAACCAUCCAGCUGCUAAAAGAACAAGGUGUGGAGAAGGCCCUGCUCCAUGCCUUCGACGGGAAGCCUUCUGUGGCCAUGGAAGGAGUGAAGGCGGGCUACUUCUUCUCCAUCCCUCCCUCCAUCAUCAGGAGUGAACAGAAGCAAAAGCUGGUGAAACAGCUUCCUCUGGAGAAUAUCUGCCUGGAAACAGAUUCACCGGCGCUGGGCCCAGAGAAACAGGUGCGCAACGAGCCCAGUAACCUGCUGGUGUCGGCUGAGUACAUCAGUAGGAUCAAAGGGUUGCCGUUGGAAACGGUUCUCGAGGUGACGACGCGCAACGCUCUCCGGCUGUUCCCGAAGCUCAAGGCGGCCAUCCAGCUCUGAUUCGCUACUCCACGCCUUUUUAAAAUUAACGUGAAGGCACUUAUGGGUUGAUAAUUACCUUAACGUGAAUUUGAAAAGCUCUUCCAUCAUCAUAUUCAAACAAUUAACCAAGUCGAUGUGUUGUGGAUCAGAGAAGAUCUGCAAUCACUGCAUUGUAAAUAGAUAUGAUUUCGGCAAAUGUGUGAUUUGCAAUGUGUAAAUGUAUAACAUGUGAAAAAUCGGGGAGUUCAGAAAGAAACAUUAUUUUGCAAACCCCGAAAUCCAUUGAUAUUUAAUAAAUAUUGUUGAAAAUAAA
Messenger RNA from Gadus macrocephalus (Pacific cod), 1182 nucleotides. RefSeq names its product putative deoxyribonuclease TATDN3 (gene tatdn3l). The record is from RefSeq and is a predicted model, not a curated record. Bases 42 to 887 code for a protein of 281 amino acids. The transcript has 10 exons. Gene Ontology annotation, molecular function: hydrolase activity, acting on ester bonds. Lineage: Eukaryota; Metazoa; Chordata; Actinopteri; Gadiformes; Gadidae.